CAUGUUUUGAGUCUUGUAAAAUUCGAUAUAAAAAAAAUCUCCCCCGGACCAUAGUAUCUAUGCCCGGACCAUCCGCUGGGGACGGAACUGUAGUCGUCGUGCCGUCUAUGCUGUAGUCGUCUUGCCGUGGCUGCCGUCACUAGACAGAGAAAGAAAAUGAUUGAUUUGUGUCAGUGGAGGGCUAUAGUAGGAACUUGGAAUUGCUGUAAGAAACGGAUCUCGUACUCAUCUCAUCCUCUAGACGAAUUCAGUGAAAGAAUUACAUCUACAUCCUGGUCCACCGCUGGAAUACUUUUUUCUAUAAAUUUUCUUUUACUGGUUUUUCGAGGAUUUUUUUCUUUUACCCUGUUGCUAUCGGGAGAUGUGGAACAAAACCCAGGACCAACCAUUAAAGAUAAGCCAAAAGCAGAUGAAUUAUCUGCAGCAAUAUCAGCUAAUGAAGUAGCUGUUGCUCAUUCAGGAACUUACAGGAGAAUUUGUAAAACAUUGAAAGACGUCAUGAAAAGUCAUUAUGCAACAUUGAAGAAAGCCACAGAAAAUUGCCUAUGUAUAGUAGCAGAUGAAAUGUAUAGUCACAAUCUUAUUUGUCGAGAGGUUAGAAAUGAGCCUUCUUUAGAAAAAAUUGAGGGAGAAUUUAUAGCGAUGAUGUCUUUAUUUGAAGAUGACAUAAAUAAAAUAGAGGAAAAGUGUCAUUCAUUUUUCCUUUGCAUUGCUAGUGCUGAUGGUCCAGCAAAGGAUGCAGCCAUUUCAUUAGCAAAGGAAUGGGAAUCACAAGUUUUUCAACAUCACCAAAUAUCUUUUUCAUUGCAAAAAAUGGAAACAAAAGAAGUAACAUGUUGCCAUCAAAUCAAGCUCGACUGCAGUGACAGUAUUGUCAAGGAAAUGGAUUGUCUACAAAGAAAAUUUGCUUCGAUUAUUGCAGACAUCAGGACAUUUUAUGCUCAGUCGAGCACUAGUGCUAUUGAAAUAGCUCGUUGGGUUGAAGAAUUCAAUGAAUGCAUUGUAGAAAUACCAUGUCAUGAUACUGACAUUGACAAAGUGUUUCAAAGCAUGAAAUCUCAUUAUAACUUUCUAGACAUUGAUUUAAUAAAAAGUCUGGUUGAAGCAUUUCACCUUAACAAUGAGCUCGAUUUGAAAUUUAGUGAAUAUGUUAUGAGCCAUGAAAAUUUUGUAGAGCAUGUAGAUAUAGACAGUAGUAUUAAGGCAAGCAUCGAAGUUGCCCUAGAAGAACAGGGAGACUCUAAAACUGAGCCAAACAUAGUUCUGAAGUUAUCAGGAAGAUGGGGAAAUAGAAAUUUGGAAAACUUAAAAAAGCUUACCAAUUUUUUGUUUGAUGAAGAUGCAAAGUACCUUACUAUAAAAAAGAUUAAUCGUGGUUGCAUAAUGAUAAAAUUUUUGGUUUCUUCAAAAAACUGCCUGCAGUCUCUCACUUGCAAAAUACAAGCAAAACUUUAUUUACUGAGUCAUAUUGGUAUUUUUAAGGUAAUUAUUGACAAAAGAGCUAUCACUAACAAAGAUGAGAACCCUGAGUUUACUUUUGAAGCCUCACUUCUAAGUGCCAUCAAAAGUAUUGAUAUUGAUAUUGAAUAUGAAAGAAUGGCAUUACUCUUGAUUGAUUUUGACAUACAGAUAAACUAUCAAAGCAGCAAGGGGGAUGCAGCACUUUUUUACGCUAGUGAAGGUGGGCACAUUGAAAUUUUUAAGGAGCUCUUAAUUAAAGGUGCCCAUACAUUUGUACAAAAACCAUGCAAAAGAUAUAUUGGACUAAAUUCUUUAGCAUGUAAAGCACUGUCUCAGCACAUCUUGAAGUCAGUUGGUGAAGAGAAAAUAGUGCCACCAGAAGGCACUUCAGUUAAUGAUAUUCUAGAUAUAGCAGUUCAAAAAAGUGGGAUUAAUUAUUUCUUAUACCAUUCAUUUGUGACGUUAAUCUGCAGUAAACUACAAGAACGACUUCAAAAACUGUAUCAACAUUUUCAGUCGUUAGAUAAUAAGUUUACUGCUACUGCAAAUAAGCUAAUAGGAAAUGUUAUAUCACUGAAAGACACGAGGCAGUCUCUGCUACUAUAUAUCAGUGCAAAUAUUGUGUGUGAUAACGUGCAACAACUUGCUAACUUACUCCAACCACACUAUUCAUGCUUAAACAUUAACCUUUUAAAAACAAUAAGCAUUAUUUUUGACAAUCAUAAACUAACAAUGGAAGCUGACUUAUACACCAAACAGCUAAAUGAAUUCAAGAAUAUCACAACUUUAUUAGAAUUUACCAUGGCCAGUGAACAAAUGAAUAAAAUACGACCUCAAUUUUCUUUCAAUUUUUCUAAAAUAGUUUUAAAAUUUAACAAACCCUGGGGCUCAAAAACAAUUUCUGAUUUGAAUAAACUCGAUAAAUUUUUAUUUUUGCAGUCUCCGUCAUAUCUAAACUUAAUUGAUAUAGAACGAAUGCAGAAUUCCACUAUCACAUGCACUUAUCUUGUUCCUUUAUCACAAACAGAACAGAUAAGAAAUGCAGUAACUAAACAUUGUGACUUUCUAUAUAAAAUUGGUGUAUAUGAAGUACAUGUUGAUGAUUUUCCCUUGAUGGUGAAAACUGAAAAUACAUUGUUUAACUUUGAGGUGUCACUGCAGAAAGCUCAUCAAAACAAUGAUGAGCCUGUACUUUUUUUCUUACUUGAGCUUGAUGCUCAAUUACCAUCAAUGGAUUCUGAUACUGCUGUGCCUUUAGUAAAGAUAGAUAAAAAUUCAACCCAAGAAUUUGAAAUAGAUGAUGGGCCAGAUAUAGUGAGAGAAGAGAUUGUUUUUGAGGCAAUAAAGCGACGUGAUGUUAGAAAAGUACAGAUGUUACUAAAUAAAGGAUGUGAUAUCGAUUACAUGGGUGAUGAAGGGCUGACAUUCUUAAUGUUGGCUGUAAAAUAUGGUGAUACUGAGAUAGUAAAGUUAUUACUUGAGAAUAAUCCAAAUGUUGAGCUUCAAGAUCGUAACGGUAAUAAUGCCCUUAUGAUGGCCAGUUCCCUUGGUCACAAUAACAUCGUACAUCUUCUGUUACAGAAAAACCCUGUUCUCGACAAUCAGAAUAAUGAGGGAAUGACGGCACUCAUGCUAGCAGCUUGUAAUGGCAAAGAGAAUAUUGUGAGACAAUUGCUAAAGGAAGGAGCACGCACUGAUCUCACUAAUUUGGAUGGAAAAACAGCAUGGACAUUUGCAAUGGAUCAUGAUUAUCCACGUAUUGCUGACUUGCUUUAGAUUAGUGUAUUAACUCAUUUUUUAGUCUGUAGUCUGUACUUUUGUUGAUUGUUUUGUUUUACUGAAGUUUGAUAUUACAUUUUGGACACUUUUAAACAUUUACUA
Molecule: messenger RNA, 3342 nt
Organism: Amphimedon queenslandica
Lineage: Eukaryota; Metazoa; Porifera; Demospongiae; Haplosclerida; Niphatidae
Exons: 3
Coding region: 157-3237 (1026 amino acids)
Molecular function (GO): protein binding
Source: RefSeq, a predicted model, not a curated record